Molecule: messenger RNA, 1236 nt
Organism: Stereum hirsutum FP-91666 SS1
Lineage: Eukaryota; Fungi; Basidiomycota; Agaricomycetes; Russulales; Stereaceae
Product: DnaJ-domain-containing protein
Exons: 2
Coding region: 1-1074 (357 amino acids)
Cellular component (GO): cytoplasm; nucleus
Molecular function (GO): heat shock protein binding
Source: RefSeq, a predicted model, not a curated record
AUGGACGAUAAACACGACCCCUCUGCUCUCUUCUUCGACGGCGAUGAGUCUGUCGAUCUAUACUCUGUUCUCUCGCUCGCAGCCACCGCUACCCAAGACGCAAUCAAGAAAGCCUAUCGUAAACACGCUCUCAUUUACCAUCCUGACAAGCACGCGUCCUCCGACGAGAAGUCCAAAGCCGACGCGUCUCACAAGUUUCAGCAAGUAGGCUUUGCUUAUACGGUGUUGAGCGAUGAGAAGAGGAGGAAGAGAUACGAUAAGACGGGAAGGACGGACGAGGGAUUCGAAGAUGUGGGUGAGGCUGGGUGGGAAGCGUAUUUUGAGGACCUAUUCGAUAGCGUGACGAAGGAGAAGCUGGAUGACAUGAAGAAGGAGUAUCAGGGUUCUGAAGAGGAGGUCGAAGACCUCAAGGCGGCCUACGUCGAGUGUGACGGGUCAAUAGAGGAGAUCAUGAAACAUAUCCCUCACUCGCUCUACGAAGACGAAGCACGCUUUAUCGUCACCAUUUCGAACCUCAUCUCCAAAGGCGAACUGCCGUCUCUCCCCACCUGGGAGUCGAGUAUCAAGGAUGAGAAGAGCAAGCUAGUCCGGAAGAAACAGGCAGACAAGGAGGCGAAGGAAGCUGAAGAGAUGGCACGGGAACUAGGUGUCUGGGAUGAAUUCUAUGGGAGCGGGAAGAAAGGGGAGAGGAGAGGAAAGGGCAAAGCCAAGGAAAAGGUGAAGCAGGACGUUGACGAAGAUGACGACGCGGAAGAUCAUUCGGCGCUGCAAGCGUUGAUGCUGAAGCGGAAGAAGAAUAUGGACGGCUUCUUUGAUAACCUGGCGGCGAAAUACUCCGAGCCGAAGACGAAGGCUAAGGGCAAGGGUAAGAAGAGGAAGAGUGCCCAAGAUGAGGAAGAAGUGGAAGAGUCGCCACAGAAGAAGAGGAGAGGUGCCGCUGCUGAACCUCCAGAAAUUGAUGACGCAGAGUUCGAGAAGCUGCAGCAGAAACUCUUUGGCGACAAGUCGAAAUCUGGUGGUGCUGACUCGGGCACGAAGACUGCGAAAGCUGGACGAGGUCGGAAGGGCAAGUAGAGCUCGAGCCCGUGGAUAUCUCGCAUAUGCCAGCCUUGAUGUUCUGUAUUUUUGGAGUGUAUGUUCAGAUUUUCUGUAUGAUAUUUGUAUGUCCCGUAUUUACAGCGCUAUUCACUUCGAUGCGGAAUCGCGCGUUUCGCGAUUUCGUGUUGCAUGAUCGCC